GAACCCUAGCCGCCACCGAUUCCUCUCCUCUGCUCUCUUCGUCGAUCCGCCCGUGAUUCCGGCCGAGCGGGUGGCCGAUGAGCCGUCGCCGCCCCCGGUGCACCGGCUGGACGCCGCGUCGGCAGCCCGCCGACUCACCACCCCCUACCCCGCUCCUCUCCUCUCGCUCACUCCAUUGAUCCACCGGCGGUUCCAGCCGAGUGGGUGGCCGAUGCGCCGGCUGCUGCGUCGGCUGCCCCCGCUGUGCCGGCCACCCGGCGCGAACCGCUCGAUAGCUGCCUCCGAAUCGCCACCCCCUACUCUGCUCCUCUCCUCUCGCUUGCUCCGUCAAUCCAACAACGAUUCCAGCCGAGCAGGUGGCCGAUGCGCCGUCCCCGCCUCCGGCACGCCGGCCGGCUGUCGCGUCGGCCGCCCGACGGCUGCCCCCCACCGCGCUGGCCACCCGCCGUGACGGCUGCGCCUCGCCAGACAGCGCCCCCUCCCCUCCGCACAACGCACAGCCUUUUGUAGUUCAUCAAAUUCUCUACAUUGUCAUGAUAUUAUCUGCAACCAUUAAGAUUUUUAUUUACGAUGGCCUUACUCAAUAAGCCUUGAACUCAAACUCAAUCCUCUGUGAUCAUACAAAGAUUCGCUUAUGGAUUUAGGCUUUCAUGUCCGUGCUUCAAAUACUCAAUUUGUUGGUGAUGACAAUCGAACUGCUGCUCAGAUUCUAUGGGAAACAAUACUGGGUUUUGCUGAUGUUGAUUCUUCUGAAGAGGCAGUUGUUACCUUCGAAAGAAUUUCUAUUCUUACACCAAGAGGACGUUAUAGUGUUGACCUUCAUCUGUCAUUUUUGCGUCUCCAAGGACAAGCUAAUGAUUUUAAAAUCCAAUAUGGCAGCAUUGUUCGCCUCUUUCUUUUGCCAAAGGUCAUUUUCUUUCUUCUGCUUUUCAAUGUGUGCUGCUCUGAUGCUUUAUAUACUGUUCAGACCGGAUGUUAUACUAACUGUAUCUGACAAUGUGCCCUCUCUCCCGGUAAGCUCCGACGGCUAUGAAGCAAGGUUUUGGAUCACUAGGUCUUGUGACAUCAGUUCUGGUGUGUAUGCUCACUGCUGAAUUCUUAUGUGUUUAGUUGAUUGUUCAAACAUAGACAUUUUAUCCCCUUUGUGGAAUGAUGUUUCUCUAUUGAGUACAUUGUAGAUUACAAUCUGCUGAUGGUUUAGCUUGUAUUAACAAAUAAUAUUCUGAUAAGAUUAUCUUCCGAA
Oryza brachyantha (malo sina) is the source of this 1243-nucleotide messenger RNA. Its product is annotated as FACT complex subunit SSRP1-A-like. The record is from RefSeq and is a predicted model, not a curated record. NCBI's taxonomy places the organism in Eukaryota, Viridiplantae, Streptophyta, Magnoliopsida, Poales, Poaceae. Bases 651 to 1094 code for a protein of 147 amino acids. The transcript has 4 exons. Gene Ontology annotation, cellular component: nucleus; FACT complex. Gene Ontology annotation, molecular function: DNA binding; histone binding; nucleosome binding.